Messenger RNA from Pipistrellus nathusii (Nathusius's pipistrelle), 963 nucleotides. The record is from the annotation of a GenBank genome assembly. NCBI's taxonomy places the organism in Eukaryota, Metazoa, Chordata, Mammalia, Chiroptera, Vespertilionidae.
AUGCGGGGCGCGGCGCGGGCGGCCGGGGGGCGCGCCGGGCGGCCGAGGCCAGGACCCCGGUCCCCGUCCCCGUCCCCGCCGCCCCCGUCCCCGCCGGCCCUGCAGCCGCCGCCGGCUCUGCUGCUCCUGGCCGCGCUCCUGGCCGCGCUCCUGGGCGGCGCGGGCGCGCAGUACUCGAGCGACCUGUGCAGCUGGACCGGGAGCGGGCUGACCCACGAGGCGCACCGGAAGGAGGUGGAGCAGGUGUACCUGCGCUGCUCGGCGGGCGCCGUGGAGUGGAUGUACCCGACGGGAGCCCUCAGCGUCAACCUGCGCCCCAACGUCGUCUCGCCCUCCCACCCCCUGACCCUGUGCGUCAAGCUCCUCGGGGACUCCUCGGGGGCCAAUAUUUAUCUGGAGAAGACGGGAGCGCUGCAGCUGCUCUUCCGGGACGGGGACCGCGGGCCUGGCCAGGUGCGCUGCGUCGGCUUCGAGCAGGGCGGCCUGUUCGUGGAGGCGACACCCCAGCAGGACAUCCGCCGGCGGACCGCGGGCUUCCAGUACGAGCUGAGCAGCUGGCACGCCGGCUCGGACCUGCACGCUCCGUCAGCUCCCUGCCGGCCCUGCAGCGACACCGAGGUGCUCCUGGCAGUCUGCACCAGUGACUUCGUGGUCCGAGGAGCCAUCCAGGACGUCACCCACGCCCCCGAGCGGCAGGAGUCGGCCAUCCACCUGCGCGUGAGCCACGUCUACCGGCAGAAGGGCCGGGUGUUCCGCGCGAUGCCCGGCGGCGGCUGGCGGGGCCACGUGGCCACGCUGCUGGCCUGCGGCGUGCGACCCGGACGCGGCGAGUUCCUCUUCACCGGGCACCUGCGCUUCGGGGAGGCCCAGCUGGGCUGCGCCCCGCGCCUGGAGGACUUCCGGCGGGUGUACCGGGACGCGGAGGCGCGGGGCCUGAACCCCUGCGAGAUGCCCAUGGAGUGA